This is a messenger RNA of Aethina tumida (small hive beetle), 1177 nucleotides long. RefSeq names its product integrator complex subunit 12. Lineage: Eukaryota; Metazoa; Arthropoda; Insecta; Coleoptera; Nitidulidae. Bases 67 to 876 code for a protein of 269 amino acids. The transcript is spliced from 3 exons. The record is from RefSeq and is a predicted model, not a curated record.
GCCUCUUAGAUAAUUAGAUAAACAUAACCUAACUUUAUAUGCAUAAUAGUUUAUUAUUAUCUGCAGAUGUUGGGCUUAACAGAUUUAGAUUCAAAUUUUAUAAAAUGCAUUGGGUUUUUGCACGCAAGCGACAGUCUAACAGUGGGAGACCAGGUGCCCUUGCAAUUAUUCCUGGAAGAAGCCAUCAAAAGCAAAACUGGCCACAGCAAAGAUUUAACACAUUACGUUACGGGGUGUUUAAAGCAAAGACGAGUUGACGAUCUUAAAAUAAACUAUGAAGAAAGUAAACAGUCAAACUCCGAUAAUGAACUGGAGCUCGAUUUAUUAAAGGAAGAUUUAAUGUGUAUUGUUUGCAAUGAAAUGGACGUUGGAGCAAGGAACAGACUGCUGGAGUGCUCCGACUGUCAUUCAUUGUAUCAUCAAGAGUGUCACACACCUGUUGUGACUCUGGAAGACUCAUUCGACACAUGGGUUUGUCAGAAUUGCAAGGAGGCGAGUAAAAAGAAGCAACAAAAUCACUCCAAUUUGAACCCCAUUGUCACAAGCGCUCCAGUAACACCAGCCAGUUCAUCCAGUUCGAGCUCCUCAGGACAUCAACAUUCUUCCUCCUCAUCAAAGCGAGACUCAAAAUCUAGUUCAUCCCACCGUCAUUCCUCAAACAGUUCCUAUAAAUCUAGCUCUUCCAAGGAUAAGGAUAAAUAUAAAUCAAGCUCAAGUAAAAAUUCAUCCAGUAAGAGCAGCUCUUCAAAUUCAUCAUCCAGCUCCAGGAAUAAUGCUCCACAACACAAUUUAAACAUUAUUAGCGCUGACAAGAGGCUGCAAAUUAUGAAGAAAAAAGCAGCCAAGUUACAGGAAAAGAAAAAAUUGACCAGAUAACAGUUACAGUACUUCUAUUAGUUUUAUUUAAUUCUUUUUAAUGUACUGUAUGUACAAAUUUACCUUUUUAUUUAAUUGACGAUAUUUUAUAUUUAUCUUCAGUUUACUCAGUUACAAUUCUUUUAAUCGAUUUUUAACUAAAUAACGUUUAUUUGUUUACUUUUUAAACUUAAAAUCUUCGUUUAUCUGGUGUCUCAUUAAAUGGAAUUUAUUUCAACUACCAGAUUGUAUAUAGCUCCUUGGACUAUUCAUAAAUGUAAAAUUAAAUGAUAAAUAAGAAAAUAAAGUAUUCAUUCGGGUA